CGACUCUGAGGGAGCUCAGUAGAAGGCAGCCAGUUACGCUACUGUUCGGACGAAUUUCUCCCGUCGUACAUUUUUGGGAAAAUUUCAAUUUUUCUUUUAUUUUGUAAGAACGCGCUAAAAAUCAGUAAAAAAAAAAGCCGAGUGCUGUCGAAUUAUUUUCGGUUCCGCCAUCGAGAGCAUUCACUUUGCGUUGUGUUUAUAAAUUUAUGUUUACUUGAAUUUCUCUACGACAAAACUGCAAAAUGACUUCGAUCGAAUCGAAACGAGUGCAAUAUCGGAAGUAUCUGGAGCGUGCCGGGGUCAUCGAUGCUCUGAGCAAGGCUUUAAUCAAGCUUUACGAGGAGCAGAACAAACCGGAGGAUGCCAUCCGCUUUGUGCGCAAGUUCAUGUGCGAGAGUUGUCCGGAUGAUGCCCAGUACGAUGUGAUGAAGAACGACCUGGAGGAGGCCAAAACGCACAUCUCGAAAUUGGAGCAGGAGCUGGAGCGGCUACGUGGUCAAAUCAAAAAGUCACCGGAGGAGUACCAGGAACUCACUACAGCUGGCUACAAAUCGCUUAUGGAUGAUGAGGAGAAUGUCAAUUCGCUGCUGCGCAAAUACCUCACGCCCGAAUUGCUGGAGGAGUUUAUGCUGGUUACCACCCCUGCGCCAGUGGACGCGUACCUAUACGAUUGCGCCGUUGCCGGAUUCGAGCACCAUGAGGCACCCGUGGGCAUUUACGCUGCGGAUGCAGACAGCUACGACGUCUUUAACAAGCUUUUCGACCCCAUCAUCAAGGACUAUCACGGUCAGAUGGACAAUGAGAACGAUGUGCUGCAGAAGGAUCCUGACUUUGGCAACGUGGACGAGAUAGAGAAUCUGGAUCCAGAGCGCAAGUACAUUCUGUCUGCACGAAUCCGGUUGGCACGCAACAUUGAGGGUCUGCCCUUCUUCCCGAAACUCUCCGAGAAACAGUUCAUCGAGGUGGAGGAGAAGGUGCGCUCGGCGACGGAAACAAUGGAUGGGGAGUUAAUCGGCUCCUAUCUGACGAUGGCUGACAUCGAUGCCGAGACCCAGGCCGAGAUGGUUAAGCGACAUAUACUCUUUCAGCGUGGCGAUGAGCAACUGACCACCGCCGGCUGCUAUCGCUUCUGGCCGACGGGUCGCGGGGUCUACCACAAUCCCGCCGAGACUUUCUUAAUCUGGGUGAAUCGUCAGGACCACGUACACAUUAUGUCGAUGGCGCAGUGCGGAGACUUGGGCGAUGUGUACAAUCGCCUUGUAAACGGACUCGCGGAGCUGGAGAAGACGCUGACCUUUGCGCGUCAUCCGCGAUACGGAAACCUAACGGCCUGUCCCACCAACCUGGGCACCACCCUGCGUGCGUCGGUUCACAUCCGCUUGCCGCUGCUCAGCAAGGACCCCGAUCGUCUAAUCGCCCUCGCCGAAGAAUUGCAGCUCCAGGUACGCGGCACCGAUGGCGGCGAACUGGCUACCGUGGAAGAUGGUGUCAUGGACAUUUCCAAUAAGAGGAAGCUCGGUUUCACAGAGUUCGAACUGGUCAAAACACUGCAGGAUGGCGUAGUGGCCCUGAUCAACGCCGAGGAAGAGCUCGAAAUAGCCGGACAGGAGGGGCUAGAAACAAAUACCGCAAACAUCAAAUUUUGACAGCCCAAAACAUAUCCAUUUCACCAUAAAAGUAAUACUCACAAGUACAGACAAGCAGUAGAAAGACAAGAGCAUAUCUGGUUAAAUAAAUUUGUCCCGUAGUCCCGACCAAUCA
This is a messenger RNA of Drosophila rhopaloa, 1761 nucleotides long. RefSeq names its product arginine kinase. The coding region runs from base 243 to 1646 and encodes 467 amino acids. The transcript is spliced from 3 exons. NCBI's taxonomy places the organism in Eukaryota, Metazoa, Arthropoda, Insecta, Diptera, Drosophilidae. Gene Ontology annotation, molecular function: creatine kinase activity. Gene Ontology annotation, biological process: phosphocreatine biosynthetic process. The record is from RefSeq and is a predicted model, not a curated record.